Molecule: messenger RNA, 1318 nt
Organism: Triticum dicoccoides
Lineage: Eukaryota; Viridiplantae; Streptophyta; Magnoliopsida; Poales; Poaceae
Product: protein ALP1-like
Exons: 2
Coding region: 64-1236 (390 amino acids)
Source: RefSeq, a predicted model, not a curated record
ACCAUUCCCACAGCCAUUCCUCACUGCUGAGUUCAUUUCAGCAUCACAUUUCUCACUCAAGCGAUGAAUCCAAACUACCGUAGGCGAUCAGAAAAUGAAGAUGAAUUCGUUUUUCUCAUACAUCCUACAUUAGAAGGCAGCAGCUCAUCCACAAAAAUGCCAAUACAUACAUCCAUCCUCACAGGAUCCACAUACAUGCAUGAAACACUUACCGGCCAUGAGGUCUUGUGCCAGAGACGAUUCCACAUGGAGAGAGAGAUCUUUCAAGCCUUAGUUCAAAAAUUGUGUGAGAAGUGCAAACUUGAAGACGGAACAUAUGUAUCCGUGGAAGAGCAAGUAGCUAUAUUUCUAUACACAAUAUCAAAAAAUGCAAGCAAUCGGACAGUGCAAGAUAUAUUCCAACACAGUGGAUCAACGGUUAGUUAUUAUUUUCGAGUUGUGCUCAAUGCAAUUACAUCACUAUCAUGCAACUACAUACGAUUGCCGUCCCUACACCCACAUCGCAUCUUAAGGCAGCGAAAAUUUGCAUACUUUCAGAAUUGUCUUGGAGCUAUUGACGGCACUCACUUUCCCAUGACCAUUCCACCUGGGCAACAAGAUCCAUAUAGAAACAGAAAACAAGGCCUUUCACAAAAUUGCAUGGUCGCAUGUGACUUUGAUCUAAAGUUCGUGCAUGUACAUCCUGGUUGGGAGGGGUCUGCUUCAGAUGCAAGAGUUCUACAAGACUCACUUAAGCAUGGUUUUAGUGUACCCCCUCGUAAAUUCUAUCUUGUAGAUGCGGGUUAUGCAAACACACCUCAAUUCAUUGCUCCAUAUAGGGGAACAAGGUAUCAUUUGCAAGAACAGGGAAGAGUACAGCAGAGGCCACAAUCCGCCAAAGAAUUGUUCAACCUCCGCCAUGCUCAGCUUCGGAAUCAUGUUGAGAGAAUUAUUGGUAUAUUAAAAAAGAGGUAUCCCAUACUAAAGGCUGCUACGUCUUAUGAUAUUGACACUCAAGUUGAUAUUUCUAUGGCUUGUUGUGUGAUGCACAAUUUCAUACGGCUACAUGAUGGUGACAUGUCAUUGCCGGACAGAUGCACUGAAGAUAUAAAUGAAAGCAAUAUGGAAGAUGUACCAGAUGGGGAUACCAAAUACAAUGUUGAUGUGCCAUUAUUUGACAGCAUGAGGCAAGCUGGGAAUGACAUGCGAGAUGCCAUGGCAAAUGCAAUGUGGGCUGACUACAAUGCAAGGCGAUAAACCAUAUGUAAUAAAUGUAAAAUAAUUUGGUUUGUACUGCAAGUAAUUCUAGCCAAUCAAAAGGAUUUGUGAUCAAGUGUCA